CCUAAAACACACUGUCAAGAAGUUUCCAUCAAGACGGCCAGGUUACAUUAACACAGUACAAUGUGAACAAGCAUAUGUACUCGUAAUUAGUAAAACAUAUUUUUACAGCACAUGUAUGUGCACACAGCUCAGAACUGGAUUCAGAAUUUUAAAAAUUGUAUACAAUAUGUGGCUGAAGGCUGGUGGGGAGAAGCAACAUAAGACUGGAUAUAUUUUUUCCCACUUUUAACAACUUUAAAUUCUUAUCCUGUGUGUACAUAUGAUUUUAGAGAGGGAAAAACAAGCUUCUGAUUGUCUGGUUAAUUAUUUGUUGGUAUAAAGGGUUUCAUAAAGCCACCAACUUGUUUUUUUUUAGUUGUUUUGACAAUUUGCAUCCUUACGUGUUUUUAGCAUCUUUUUUGUAAAUUAAAAGGAGAAAAUGUUAAAAAAUAAACAAUUGUAGUGUGUUGUCUAGUCCAAAUAACCUGGGUUUGUCCACUGAAAACUUGCACAAAGGCUGUUUGGAGGUGCGUGGGGCUGACCUCCACUCCCCAGCUGAUCAGCAUGAUAAUACGCACAGCCGGGUGUGAGUGGAGCCCGGCGGUGGCGCAGACGGAGCCCUGCGCGCAGAGCCGCCGUGCGGCGAUCGAUUACUACUGCCUGAUCUCUGGGACGCAAAGAUGGAUGCCUGCCGAAAUAGGUUAUAAACGAGGGGAGAACCUCUUCGGCUGCGCGCGACGCGAAGUUGUGAGUCUCCGCAUCGCCAGGCAUCGACUCCACACUGAUUUACAUGCACCGUUCACCGCGGUGCUAACCGUGCGUCCCUCGCGCCGCAGCCCUGUUCCGGCCGACGCUGGCUGCGCUACAGCAUGACCACAGCAGCGUCCGCUCAUCCGGCACUUCUGGCAAAUGAAAAUGGAGGAGGUUUCAAUGUCCAGCCUGGACAACGGCAAGCUGGAGGGCCUGGCUCAGGACAUCCUGUCUGAUCUGGUGGAGGAUGCGUGCCUGGGUCUUUGCUUCGAGGUCCACCGGGCUGUCAAGCAGGGCUACUUCUUUCUGGAUGACACGGACCAAGAAAGCAUGAGGGACUUCGAAAUCGUGGACCAGCCGGGACUGGACGUGUUCGGCCAAGUGUACAACCAGUGGAAGAACAAAGAGUGCGUGUGUCCCAACUGCAGCAGGAGCAUCGCUGCGUCACGUUUCGCCCCACACCUGGAGAAAUGCCUGGGGAUGGGACGCAACAGCAGCCGCAUAGCUAACCGCAGAAUAGUCACUGGUAACAACACCAACAACAAGUCGGAGAGUGACCAAGAGGAUAACGAUGACGUCAAUGAUAAUGAUUGGUCUUAUGGGGCAGAAAAGAAAGCCAAGAAAAGGAAAUCGGAUAAGAAUCCAAAUUCACCCAGAAGAUCCAAAUCGUUCAAGCAUAAGAGCACCUGUUUAUUUCCUUAGGCAUGAUGGGUCCUCGGCGCCGCAUGGACAACCAGGAGAGCCCGCGCAUGCUGAUGAAAGAUGAGGCAUUCCCUCAAUGACACACACUCAACUACAAACCAUCACAUUCACUUACCACCACAUGUUCUUAUACGCACACACACAGGGAGACCAAUAACACUUAACCUUUGGUUCUUUGUAGUAAAAUCAAUGGACAUGGAUAUUAUACGUGUUUGCUGCUCUGCAGAAGCAGCAUAGACCUCCCACUGUAUACUUGACAGUAUUUUUUUCUACUAAAUCAUUGCACCAGACCUUUUUUUGUUGAUUUUGUCUUAGAAAUCUUUGCUGGAGUCCAAAAUAAUGAAUGUCAUCAAUACAAUUUCACUGCACAGAAGUAGUGUUGUAAUUCAUUCAGAGGCUGGGAAAAGGCAGCUGUGUGAAGAGGCACAGGGUGCACAUACAGUACUGUACCGUCGUCUUAAAUACAGAAAUGAAUAUUAGGUAUUAGGCGUGUCGCUUAUGCCUCACUUUUUCAAAUCUCAUUUGAAAAAAAAAAUGUCAAAGACAAUCAUUACUUAUGGUUUGUCUUUUAUUUUCAUAUAUACUCACAGUUGCUCAGUAACAACAGUAUGUGGAGAAACACGGUUUUCAGUUUGUCAUUCACCUGUGGAAACGUCUUGAAAAUGUUCAGUAAAUGAACCAAACUCUACAAGCAGGUAUUUGCUGCAGACGGCAAGUUUCUUUGUUUUCUUUUGGUGGAUAGAUCAGCUAGUUUCCUAGCAAUCAAAUAUGUCUUUGUAUCAUGUGUUUACAUUGUAAAGGGUUACAUAUAUUCUUGGUGUGAUGUGAUAGUGUAAAUAUUCUAAUAGUUGAAUUGCUGCUAUCAUGGCUCAGUUUGUUUCAUCUGUCUAGCAAAAUAAAUGAUUUGUUACCUGUC
This is a messenger RNA of Betta splendens (Siamese fighting fish), 2347 nucleotides long. RefSeq names its product ataxin-7-like protein 3. The record is from RefSeq and is a predicted model, not a curated record. Lineage: Eukaryota; Metazoa; Chordata; Actinopteri; Anabantiformes; Osphronemidae. The transcript is spliced from 8 exons. The coding region runs from base 889 to 1431 and encodes 180 amino acids. Gene Ontology annotation, biological process: regulation of transcription by RNA polymerase II; positive regulation of DNA-templated transcription. Gene Ontology annotation, cellular component: DUBm complex; SAGA complex. Gene Ontology annotation, molecular function: transcription coactivator activity.